Lachancea thermotolerans CBS 6340 is the source of this 1476-nucleotide messenger RNA. RefSeq names its product mitochondrial-processing protease subunit alpha (gene MAS2). The record is from RefSeq and is a predicted model, not a curated record. Gene Ontology annotation, cellular component: mitochondrion. Bases 1 to 1476 code for a protein of 491 amino acids. Lineage: Eukaryota; Fungi; Ascomycota; Saccharomycetes; Saccharomycetales; Saccharomycetaceae. Gene Ontology annotation, molecular function: metalloendopeptidase activity; metal ion binding. The transcript has a single exon.
AUGUUCAGAGCUAGAGCGCCGCUUCAAAAAGCCUUCCGCCGCCGCUUUUGUUCAAAAGGCGGCGCCGAAAACUUUGAGAUGUCGAAACUUAAGAAUGGCGUUAGUGUCGCCACCAGUAAUGUUCCGGGCCACUUCUCAGCGCUAGGAUUAUACGUAGGAGCAGGUUCACGGUAUGAAACGAAGAAUCUACGCGGCUGUACGCACAUCAUGGACCGAUUGGCUUUCAAAUCCACAGAGCAUACAUCUGGGCGUCAAAUGGCAGAAACGCUGGAGUUAUUAGGCGGAAACUAUCAAUGUUCGUCCUCGAGGGAGACUAUGAUGUACCAUGCUUCUGUGUUUAAUAGAGAUGUUGAAAAGAUGUUCUCGUUGAUGGCCGAGACUGUGCGUUUCCCCAAGAUUAGCGAGGAGGAGCUUGAAGAACAAAAGUUAACCGCGCAGUACGAAAUAGACGAGGUUUGGAACAAGCAUGACUUAAUACUACCCGAGCUGCUGCAUGUCACCGCGUAUUCUGGUGAAACCCUGGGAUCGCCUCUCCUAUGUCCCCGCGAGCUGAUCCCUUCGAUCUCGAAGUAUUAUCUCAAUGACUAUAGGCGCAAAUUCUACACUCCCGAGAACAUGGUGGCUGCAUUCGUUGGGAUUCCUCACGAAGAAGCCGUGAGUUAUGCAGAGAAAUAUUUCGAGGACAUGGCUCCGGGAAACGGGAGGCCCACGAUAAAACCAGCACAUUACACCGGUGGCGAAACAUGCAUUCCGCCUGGCCCUGUGUUCGGCAAUUUGCCCGAGCUUUUCCACAUCCAAAUCGGCUUUGAAGGCCUCCCUAUUGGACACUCUGACAUUUAUGCACUGGCCACUCUGCAAACCCUUUUGGGAGGAGGAGGCUCCUUCAGUGCUGGCGGUCCCGGAAAGGGCAUGUAUUCGCGCCUGUACACACAUGUUUUGAAUCAGCAUUUCUUUGUUGAGAACUGCAUGGCGUUCAACCACUCCUACUCAGAUUCAGGGAUUUUUGGCAUAUCAGCAUCGUGUGUGCCGCAGGCUGCUCCAUACAUGGCUGAGAUUAUUGCACAGCAAUUUGCGAAUACCUUCGCCACAGACAAGCUAAAGCUGACAGAAGAGGAGAUUUCGCGCGCCAAAAACCAGCUUAAAUCCUCGCUUCUUAUGAAUCUCGAGUCCAAGCUCGUGGAACUUGAGGAUCUGGGAAGGCAGGUCCAAUUGCAUGGUCGCAAAAUACCAAUUGAAGAAAUGAUAUCUAGCAUCGAAAAGUUGACAGUCGAAGACAUUAGGCGAACUGCAGAAGCCGUCUUUACCGGAAAAGUCAACAACAAAGGGGAGGGCACGGGCAGGGCCACUGUUGUUAUGCAGGGCGAAAGAGAAGCAUUCGGAGAUGUCGAAGGAAUACUCAAACACUAUGGUCUUGGGAACUAUGAGAAGUUCAACACAUCAGCUUUGAAGACAUCUAAGAAGAAGGGAUGGUUCUGA